GAGAAUGGCGUUAAUCACUUUCUUACGAAUACGAAACCGUUUGUUUUGGCCAUUUCGUCGCAUCCUGGCAGUGUAGCGGUCCUGUCGUCUAAUAACAACAAAUCUACGCGCAAAAUGGCGAGCUCUACUGGAAGAAGUCGCUGGGACGAUAAAGGAAGCGCUAGUCUAGGCGGUGGCACUACUGCGGUAGCGUCAGGCCGCCAUGGUGACGAUCAGGAGCCUGCAAGCCCCGUCGAUGCGGAGAAGAGAAAGCUCGACGACGGAGAAGGCGCGACCGACGAUGCAGUCAAGAAGCCAAAGCUUACCAUGGGGUUCUCCCGGACGUUCAGCAGCGCCAAGGCAACCGAGGAGAAAAAGCCGGGACCUGCACCGAUCUCAAUCAAGUUUGGGGGAACGAAAUCCAAAGAGCAGAAGGCACCCGUGAAGAAGAGCUCAAGCUUAUCUGUCGCCGAGGCCUUCAACCAAAGCAGUGACGAAGAAGAGGAGAUGCCACCCGAGGCGAAAAUGCGCAUGCGAAACAUCGGCAGGGACACUCCUACUUCCGCUGGGCCCAACUCGUUUGGCAAGACACGCAAGGGCUUUUGCGACAUUAAGAAGGUUUUCGAGCGAGACCUGAAAUCCAAAAUGAAUGAAGUAGCCGACUGAGGGAAGCUUUUUUUAAGCACUCAAUGAGUGAGCUAGGAACUAAAGAAUACGUUGCUGGCUCACAUAUAUUUUUUUUUCAGGUUAAUUGGUAUUGUCUGCUUCAUUGUUUGAUCAUCAUACCUUGCCUCGUAUAGGUGGUGCACUGUAAGAAAAUCAAAGGCAAUCGUGUGGGAGAGUCAGGACCACAGGAAAAAGGAAAAAAAAAAGAAAAUGCUCACAUCCCAUCAUUCAAAAUAUGGUAGUAGCAUUUACCCUAGACGGCACUGCAAUAUAUUUUGUAACUUUCUGCUUUUGGUCUGUAAAUAAACAUAUCAAAACCCCUGAA
Messenger RNA from Rhipicephalus sanguineus (brown dog tick), 970 nucleotides. Its product is annotated as PEST proteolytic signal-containing nuclear protein. The transcript is spliced from 5 exons. Gene Ontology annotation, biological process: protein ubiquitination; proteasome-mediated ubiquitin-dependent protein catabolic process. The coding region runs from base 115 to 645 and encodes 176 amino acids. NCBI's taxonomy places the organism in Eukaryota, Metazoa, Arthropoda, Arachnida, Ixodida, Ixodidae. Gene Ontology annotation, cellular component: nucleus. The record is from RefSeq and is a predicted model, not a curated record.